Molecule: messenger RNA, 3378 nt
Organism: Diaporthe batatas
Lineage: Eukaryota; Fungi; Ascomycota; Sordariomycetes; Diaporthales; Diaporthaceae
Product: proteasome regulatory particle base subunit RPT4
Exons: 5
Coding region: 290-1462 (390 amino acids)
Biological process (GO): positive regulation of RNA polymerase II transcription preinitiation complex assembly
Cellular component (GO): cytosolic proteasome complex; proteasome regulatory particle, base subcomplex
Molecular function (GO): proteasome-activating activity; ATP hydrolysis activity; ATP binding
Source: RefSeq, a predicted model, not a curated record
AGGCAACAGAAGCUUGGGUAAGCUCGGCCGCCUGCAACGCGGCAAACCGCCUGCACGCAACCAACCUCCUGUCCUUGCCAAUUCCAAGCUUCCCAUCAACACAUUACCGCCGCCGCCACCACCACCUCCUCCACCACCACCACAUCAGCAGCCGCCAUCUGACUGGUCUACUUCCCGUCCUCAACGCGCUUUUCCUUCGAUUGGAUCACCAUCACGGCGAAAGCAGGAUCCUCGUUAGAGACCUCUGCACAAAGCGUCCAUCCCUGCACCUCGCGCCGACCUGCCCAACAUGUCUGACCCGGAGAGGGCCGAUGCCAUCAGCAAAUACACAGACUCGCUGCUCGAGUCUCGAAACUGGGAGGUCAAGCUGAAGAACCUGCGCCUGGAGAUCAAGGAUUUGGAGAAGGAGUUCAACAACACAGAGGAGAACAUCAAGGCAUUACAAAGCGUCGGCCAGAUCAUUGGCGAGGUCCUGAAGCAGCUCGACGAUGAGAGAUUCAUCGUCAAGGCCUCCUCCGGCCCUCGCUAUGUCGUCGGCUGCCGGUCCAAGGUUGACAAGGCAAAGAUGAAGCAAGGAACCCGCGUCGCACUCGACAUGACCACACUCACGAUCAUGCGCAUGCUGCCCCGAGAAGUCGACCCCCUCGUCUACAACAUGUCUCUCGAGGAUCCUGGCCAGGUCAGCUUCGCCGGCAUUGGCGGCCUCAACGACCAGAUCAGAGAGCUGCGUGAGGUGAUCGAGCUGCCGCUCAAGAACCCAGAGCUCUUCCUGCGUGUCGGCAUCAAGCCACCCAAGGGUGUGCUGCUGUACGGCCCGCCGGGAACGGGAAAGACCCUGCUUGCGAGAGCCGUGGCGAGCAGUCUGGAGACAAAUUUCCUCAAAGUUGUCUCCUCCGCAAUUGUCGACAAGUAUAUCGGUGAAUCCGCCCGACUGAUCCGCGAAAUGUUUGGUUAUGCCAAGGAACACGAACCCUGCAUCAUCUUCAUGGAUGAGAUCGAUGCCAUCGGAGGCCGUCGCUUCUCAGAGGGCACAUCCGCAGACCGAGAGAUCCAGAGGACACUGAUGGAGCUCCUGAACCAGCUCGACGGUUUCGACUACCUGGGCAAGACAAAGAUUAUCAUGGCCACAAAUCGGCCCGACACACUGGACCCCGCGCUGCUGCGUGCCGGACGUCUGGACCGCAAGAUCGAGAUCCCCCUGCCCAACGAGGCUGGCAGACUCGAGGUCUUGAAGAUCCACGCCAGCAGCGUGGUCACGGAGGGAGACAUCGACUUUGAGAGUGUGGUCAAGAUGAGUGAUGGGCUAAAUGGUGCCGACCUGCGGAACGUGGUCACGGAAGCUGGUCUGUUUGCGAUCAAGGACUACAGAGACGCCGUGAACCAGGACGACUUCAACAAGGCCGUUCGCAAGGUUGCAGAGUCCAAGAAGUUGGAGGGCAAGCUUGAAUACACCAAGCUUUAAUCUUGAGAGGCUGGAAGCGAGGAUUCUGGCUACAUCCAUGACAGGAAAAGCAAGGGUGUUGACAGAGGUUGUCGGUGGCGAGGGGCCACAAGACCUUGUCAGGAACUCCGCAGCCUUUUCUGGGGCAUGUGUUACGUCUGUGGCCACCCAGAACAGCGAGACAACCAUGACUUGUCCUGCAAAACAUCACGCGUGUUAUCCGAAUCGAAACAGGGAAUGCGCUGACCCGCAGUGAGCAAGGUCGUGAUAAGCGCAGUCGUUUAGUUCCCCAAUCCCUCACCUUGGGCCUUCGUCUUUGAACCGCGUCAACUUGUCUGAACCCUGUCGCAAUCAUACUUCCAUUCUUAAUGUAGCCCCGACCAAUCUCAACCCCAUGAUCCCGCAAGACGCCUGGUCUAGCACACCAGAGUAGCGCAAGUUCAGAGAAUCAGAAUCGCGGUUUGCUGGUGAGAAGGUGUGGCGAAACGUUUUUGGACCUAGAACAUACCCAAGGCACUGCCCAUACGACUAACCGCCACUGCUAGACGACAUCCAAAGCAGUAAUUCGUUUGUACAGCAACGCUUGAUCAAGGCGCCCAUGAGCUUCUAUAGCUGACAUCAGUCUCUCCGCGAGCGUAGGAACCAUUUUCAUGAAUGAUCUGGAUAUGGGCAUUCGAUGCUACUCAUACCUGCAUAGCCAGCGCAUCUCACUCUUAGCACUGCAUCCGGGCCCAACGGUGUAAGAGACCUCGUGCGAAUCGGUUGGUCGAUAUAUCGACUGGAAUAAAAACAUUCACUGCAGCGAUACCGGAAGGGCUCCAGAGUGCCUCGACUAUUCUGAAUUGUACUGAUGCCGUUCUCAAUACUUAUACGAAGGCAUACAGGCAUAGUCCCUUCAUGUAGUGGUAGACGCUCACUCUGAAUUUGAGCACACGCAGUAACGACAUUCGAGUCGCACUAGUCAAACAAUACAGACUUGGACGCGUUAAUUGUUCGGAAACUUGGAAAUAAACGCAUUGGCCGUGUCACUGGGAAACACUGGUCGCAGAUCAUCGGCCAAUGCCUAUUCAACAACCUGGUCGCCUGCUUUUCCUUAGUCGUCCUCCAAAGCAUCCCGUAUGAUGGCGGCCUGGCCAUCAUCGCCUGAGCCACCCGACCAACAGGAGCCAAUAAAGUUGCCAGCAUGUUCGAGCUCACACUUAUGGUUCAAGAUCGUAAACUCCAAGACAUCCCAGACGAGACUUUCAAGGCAGCAUUAAACGGGCCGGGGCUAGCCAGGUAAGUUGACAUCCCAUACUCGAAAGCCCUGUGAGUAGUUUCGUUUUUAGUCCCUAUAUGGAUGAAUUUAUAUAAAAGUCGUGCAUGCAACCGCUUUUCUGUCAGUGAACAACCCUCUUGGAUGACCAGCUGAGAUUCGGCACGGGUUGACAAGAUAGGAAGGCCCAGUCUGACAUCUCCCGCGAUGCUCGUCCUUUGUACUCUGCAAACGCAGCGAUCCGGAGCGAUUGACCGACCGUGGCAACCUGUAGCUUUUCACUGAAAUUCAGGACUGUGAGUGGGCAAUUUGGACAUGGCCAAGGCGUCUGCUAUGUUGCAAACUGCAUGCGGCCGUAUGUGGAGCUGCCAGUGCGGCUCUCCUCUCUGGCAGUGCGACAGGGCGAUUAUGUGUGUAUGGAUUUAAGGGUGCGUCUACGAUACGACAUGGCCACGGCUUGCCUGGUCGACGACCCUGGUCGGGAACAUAAGCCCCCGUGCGAGUAUUCCACACCGCCUAAACUGGGAUCUAGUUCUCGUUUGGCGGCGAUCUGAAGUCUCGUCCACGAGGAUACACAUCAUUCACACUUGAGUAUAUUCCGGGGGUGAUUUUUGUCAGCGGCAAAACCACCAGUCAAGGGGUUGGAAGGCCUCCCGAGAAGAAGUCCGAGAGGCAACGGCAG